Patella vulgata (common limpet) is the source of this 861-nucleotide messenger RNA. RefSeq names its product NADH dehydrogenase [ubiquinone] 1 alpha subcomplex subunit 6. Bases 57 to 428 code for a protein of 123 amino acids. Lineage: Eukaryota; Metazoa; Mollusca; Gastropoda; Patellidae. The record is from RefSeq and is a predicted model, not a curated record. Gene Ontology annotation, biological process: response to oxidative stress. The transcript has 3 exons.
AAUUGGACAGGAAAUAACGAAGAGCGUAGAAUGCCCUGUCGGUGGUGAACAGCAAAAUGGCUGCACGGUCAGUUCAACAAACUGUAAAACAAGUUAAACCAAUCCUUUCUGCUGACAGGGGUGAAGCAAGGCGACGUGUAUUAAAUCUUUAUAAAGCAUGGUAUCGCCAACUUCCAUUCAUUGUGAAAGAUUAUAACGUACCUGUAACACUAGAAACAUACAAAGCAAAAUUAAGAGAACAGUUCAUGAAAAACAAACAUUUAACAGACAUCAGAACAAUAGAUCUUGUUGUGAUUAAGGGUCAAAUGGAGCUUGUAGAAACCAUUAAUAUAUGGAAACAAAGAAAUCAUAUCAUGAUGUACUUUCAUGAUACAGAAACACCUAGGCCAACAGACUUUUUGUCCAAAUUUUACGAUGGUCAUGAAUAACAACGGAAAAUAAGAUAUUGUACAUUAACAGUUUGUGCAGUCUUUGCUAUUGAUACAGUGUUAGCAUAUUUAUUAAAAAAGCAAAAAGAAAUUAUGCAGUGAUUGUUUUCGUCUGUAUUAUUAGUGAAACAAGUGCUCAGUUCAGAAUGUUGUAUUUUUGCUAUGGAGAAUAAAUAAUUCAGACCUUGAUCUUGAGUAAGUGUGAAAAUUAUGGUAUUUAGAUUUUAACUUCCUGAUGUGCAGAGAUGAUAAGUACAUCUAUACAAGGACACCCUGUCUUUAAAUCUGGUACAGAUUACAAUAAUUAUUGUACCGAUUGUUGUCCUUUAAUCUACUUCUAACUGGCUGAUUACAUUGAACUGGACAUUCAUCUGUGACCGUUCCUUAAGAUAUUGUAAUGAUGUAAUGAAUAGGAAAAUAACUUGAAAUACUU